Molecule: messenger RNA, 2118 nt
Organism: Bombina bombina (fire-bellied toad)
Lineage: Eukaryota; Metazoa; Chordata; Amphibia; Anura; Bombinatoridae
Product: tyrosine-protein kinase ZAP-70
Exons: 12
Coding region: 25-1836 (603 amino acids)
Biological process (GO): intracellular signal transduction; protein phosphorylation; cell differentiation
Cellular component (GO): extrinsic component of cytoplasmic side of plasma membrane; cytoplasm
Molecular function (GO): signaling receptor binding; ATP binding; non-membrane spanning protein tyrosine kinase activity
Source: RefSeq, a predicted model, not a curated record
UGUAAAACCUGAUGAAGUAAAAAAAUGCCGGAUUCUGCCUCUCACUUGCCAUUCUUCUAUGGGAGUAUUUCUCGUGCAGAUGCUGAAGAGUAUCUUAAAAUAGCUGGGAUGAUUGAUGGCCUUUUCUUGUUGAGACAAUGUCUCAGAAAUCUUGGUGGUUACGUUCUUUCUAUGGUCUACAAUUUACAAUUUCACCAUUAUCCCAUUGAACGUCAGCUUAAUGGUACAUAUGUUAUUGCUGGAGGGAAAUCCCACUGCGGGCCUGCAGAACUUUGUGAAUACUACUCAAAAGAUGCAGAUGGACUAUGCUGUGCUUUACGACGGCCCUGCAACCGCCCCAGUGGAGUGGAGUGUAAGACUGGAGUGUUUGACAACAUACGAGAUAAUAUGAUGAGGGAAUAUGUAAAACAAACAUGGAAGCUUGAGGGUGAUGCACUGGAACAGGCGAUCAUCAGCCAGGCUCCCCAGGUUGAGAAGCUUAUUGCCACAACUGCACAUCAGCAGAUGCCAUGGUACCAUGGAAUCAUUAGCAGAGAAGAAUCUGAACGCAAGCUUUAUUCAGGAGCACAACCAGAUGGCAAAUUCUUGAUGAGGGAGAGAAAAGAAUCUGGGACCUUUGCCCUCUCAGUAGUUUAUGGGAAAACUGUAUACCAUUAUAAGAUUGACCAUAACAAAUCAGGGAAGUUUUCAAUUCCAGAAGGAACAAGAUUUGAUACUUUGUGGCAGCUUGUGGAGUACUUGAAACUCAAAAAUGAUGGACUAGUAACUGUAUUAAAAGAGGUCUGUCCAAAUGCCAACACACCAAUGGGACUAGCUAAUGCAACACCAACCAUCCCUGGAAAUAGGAGAGCCAACCAUGAUGGGUAUACACCGGAACCAUUUAAAGACACCCGCCAUAUAUUGCCUAUGGAUACCAGUGUUUAUGAGAGUCCUUACAGUGACCCAGAGGAGCUGAGGGAACGCAAGCUUUUCUUAAACAGAGAUCUGCUUCUCAUUGAUGAGGUUGAACUGGGUUCAGGAAACUUUGGAUGUGUCAAGAAAGGAGUUUACAAGAUGAGAAAGCGCCAGAUUGAUGUGGCGAUAAAAGUCCUGAAGAUGGAGAAAGAGAAUGAGAAAACAGUAAAGGAUGAAAUGAUGAAAGAAGCUGAGAUCAUGCAUCAGUUAGACAAUCCUUUCAUUGUACGGAUGAUAGGAGUGUGCCAGGCAGAGAGCCUAAUGUUGGUUAUGGAGAUGGCAUCAGGCGGGCCCCUCAACAAAUUCUUGUCAAGUAAAAAGGAUCAGAUUCCUGUCAGUAAUAUUGUAGAGCUCAUGCACCAGGUGGCCAUAGGAAUGAAGUAUCUAGAGGAGAGGAACUUUGUGCAUCGUGACCUUGCAGCACGUAAUGUCCUUCUGGUCAAUCAACAUUAUGCCAAGAUCAGUGACUUUGGUCUCUCCAAGGCUUUGGCAGCAGAUGACAGUUACUACAAGGCUCGUUCUGCUGGAAAAUGGCCUUUAAAGUGGUAUGCCCCUGAAUGUAUUAACUUCAGAAAGUUUUCUAGUCGUAGUGAUGUGUGGAGCUAUGGUGUAACCAUGUGGGAGGCCUUCAGCUAUGGGCAAAAGCCCUAUAAGAAACUCAAGGGUACAGAAGUCAUGGCUUUCAUUGAGAAAAAUGAACGUCUAGCUUGUCCAACUGAGUGCCCCAAAGAGAUGUACCAGGUCAUGUUAGACUGCUGGAUAUUCAAGAUGGAAGAUCGACCCAAUUUUGAAAAUGUUGAGUCACGUAUGCGUGUUUAUUACUACAGCAUUGCUAACAAAACGGAAAAUGGAGCUACUUCUGCAGCAUCGGAUAAAAAAUAAUGAAGAUACAGACUUUAAGAUACAGAGCUUAAAUUUCAUAACAUGUUUUUGUUAACUUGACCUCCUAUACUCCUAGAACUGUCAAUCAUUUUGGUACACACCCUCUAAACAUAGGAAAAUGAAUUGGUAUUUCAAUAAAGAAAAUGGUAUGUAUUGAAAAUGAUUUCCCAUACAACAACAAAGAAUUGGGCAUUUAAACUCAAAAUGUAAGUCCCCAUAAAAGGUUCAAUUAUUAAUGGUGAAAAAAAAACACAUUUGCAAUGAUCUAUCAUUAUUUAUUUU